Cladophialophora bantiana CBS 173.52 is the source of this 180-nucleotide messenger RNA. RefSeq lists its product as uncharacterized. The record is from RefSeq and is a predicted model, not a curated record. The transcript is spliced from 2 exons. Bases 1 to 180 code for a protein of 59 amino acids. NCBI's taxonomy places the organism in Eukaryota, Fungi, Ascomycota, Eurotiomycetes, Chaetothyriales, Herpotrichiellaceae.
AUGGCCCCGAUGUCGUCCGGAACCUUCUGCAAGAAUACCGGCGCGCCGAGUCUUGGCUGGCGAAGGGCGAAGGGCGUCCCGUUCUUGACACCCACGUUGUAUACGGCUCAACUGGCCUCGGUGGCUAGCUCAACCCCCGCCAACUUCCCCUAUCCAGUCGAUGUCGACACUCAACACUAG